CUAGUUUGUCUCAGAAAAAAAAAAAAAAAUCAUCACUUUUCAAUGAAAUUUCCAACCCCCCAAGUCCACCUAUAUCAGUUUACUUAUUCCUUUUAAUAUUACCGAUUUCAGCUUACCAAUUGUUCACGCACUCAUACACUAAACAACUACGGAGGAAAGAACACAGAUAGUUCACAAAAUGGUUCAGCAGCUACACAUAUUCUUCUUCCCAUUUUUGGCCCAUGGCCACAUGUUGCCUUCCUUGGACAUGGCCAAGGUGUUCAUCUCUCGAGGGAUUAAAGCCACCAUGAUCACAACUCACUACCACGUCCCAAUGUUCGAGAAGGCAAUUGAAAGAAGCAAAGAAUUGGGAUUCGACAUUUCCGUUCGAGCAAUCAAAUUCCCAUCGUCAGAUUCCGGAUUGCCUGAAGGAAUCGAGAGCUUUGACCAGCUGAAGUCGGACGACUUGCUUCCCACCUUCAUUUUGGCCACGACCAAGCUCCAAGAACAACUGGAACAGCUCUUAGAAGAAUGCCGCCCGCAUUGCAUCGUCGCCGAUAUGUUCUUCCCUUGGGCGACUGAAGCUGCGGCCAAAUUCGAUAUUCCCAGAUUGGUUUUCGGCGGAACAAGUACAUUUGCGAUGAGUGCUAUGGAAUCUCUCCGACGGAACAGGCCUUACGACCACGUUUCCUCCGACUCCGAACCGUUUGUGGUGCCUGAAAUUCCUCACGAAAUAAAGAUGACCAGAGGAGAGAUUUCAGUGUUUGAGAGGCAGAGAGAUGAGCAGGACACGGAUUUGACCCGAUUGUUUAAUCGGGUGAGGGAAUCGGAUGUGAACUGUUAUGGAGUGGUUGUUAACAGUUUCUACGAGCUGGAGAAAGAUUACAUUGAAUAUUAUACCAAGAAGUUAGGAAGAAAGGCAUGGCAUAUUGGCCCUUUCUUACUCUGCAACAAAGAAGUUGAAGAUAAACAGAUAUUAGAGACAUAUGAUAUUAUCUGCAUCGUUAAAUUGUACCUUAAUUUGUCAUAG
Messenger RNA from Oldenlandia corymbosa var. corymbosa, 1009 nucleotides. The record is from the annotation of a GenBank genome assembly. Lineage: Eukaryota; Viridiplantae; Streptophyta; Magnoliopsida; Gentianales; Rubiaceae.